Acanthosepion pharaonis is the source of this 1044-nucleotide messenger RNA. The record is from the annotation of a GenBank genome assembly. NCBI's taxonomy places the organism in Eukaryota, Metazoa, Mollusca, Cephalopoda, Sepiida, Sepiidae.
AUGCUUUCAUCAGAUGAUGACAAGGCUGACAGAUGGAAGGGUGGAUCUGGAGAGUCAACUGAAAUUUGCCACUCACAUAGUAGAGACAACCUUACGCCCAGACACAAGGGAGCAACUGCAUUAGAAAAGAAAGAUGGAGGACACCCCCCCACACACAUACACACUUUAAUUUUUUUUUUCAUUUCUCUUUCUCUUUUCAUUUUGUCUUUUACUUUCUCUUUUCAUUUCUCUUUUUCUUUUCAUUCUCUCUUUUACUUUCUCUUUUCAUUUCUCUUUUUCUUUUAUUUCUCUUUUUAUUUCUCUUUCUCUUUUCAUUCUGUCGCUUACUUUCUCUUUACAUUUCUCUUUUUCGUUUAUUUCUUUUUCUCUUUUCAUUCUUUCUUUUACUUUCUCUUUUCAUUUCUCUCUCUCUCUCUCUUGUCUUUUACUUUCUCUUUUCAUUUCUCUUUCUCUUUUCAUUCUCUCUUUUACUUUCUCUUUUCAUUUCUCUUUCACUUUUCAUUCUCUCUUUUACUUUCUCUUUUCAUUUCUCUUUUUCUUUUCAUUCUUUCUUUUACUUUCUCUUUUCACUUCUCAUUACUCUUUUCAUUCUGUCUUUUACUUUCUCUUUUCAUUUUGUUUUUUAGUUUCUCUUUUCAUUUCUCUCUCUCUUUUCUCUUUUAUUUGUUCUUUUUAUUUCUCUUUUUCUUUUAUCUUUUACUUUCUCUUUUCAUUUCUCUUUUUCUUUUACUUUCUCUUUUCAUUACUCUUUCUUUUGCCUUUUACUUUCUCUUUUCAUUUUGUCUUUUACUUUCUUUUUUCAUUUUGUCUUUUACUAUUCUUUUUUCAUUUCUCUUCCUCUUUUUCUUUUUUUUUUCUUUUUAUUUCUAUUUCUCUUUUCAUUAUGUCUUUUACUUUCUCUUUUUCUUUUCAUUCUUGUUUUUCUAUACGUCCUUUAAACCAUCCUCUCUCUAUCUCCAUCUCUCUCUCUCUUUCUCUCUCUCAGUCUGUAUCUAUCUCUCUAUCUAUCUAUCUAUCUAUCUAUCUAUCUAUCUAUCUAUCUGA